UGCAAAGAGAAUAAUAAGCCCAUAUAGUCUCCUUCCUUCCAAUCGAUCGAUCUCCCCACUCUCGUGUGCUUUGACAAUACAAUAGCGUGGAACAAAAAGGACCAAACCUUUUACUUCAUUCCUUUCCAUUACCUUCUCCAAGAUUUCCGUACUCUCUCUCUCUCUCUGUGUAUCUUUUGCCAUCGCGAUCCGAGGGUUGAGAGUUGAGACUUACUGAUGCCGUCCCGCCCUCCGCCAGUGGAAGAGCUGGGGCUCCGUCGGAUUCAGCACCACCGCCAACCCAUUCCGAUACCGGCUAUCGCAGGCAAGGCCGCCGUCCUGGCCGCGGUCCUCGCCGUGGCCGUGGCCUUGAUCUUCUACCGCCGCCUCGCCCGCGGAGGCGGCGGCACCCACCCCGCUGCCUCCACCCUCGCCAGCCCCCUCCGUCGGUUCACCUACCGCCAGCUUCGUCGAGCCACCGCGUCCUUCGCGCCUUCCCACCUCCUCGGCCAGGGCGGCUUCGGCCCCGUGUACCGCGGCGCCCUCCCCUCCGGCGAGGAAGUUGCCGUCAAACUCAUGAACUCAUGCGGCUCCCUCCAGGGCGAGCGCGAGUUCCAAAACGAGCUCGCCCUCGCCGCCAAGAUCCUUCCCGUGACCUCCUCCGCAGCCGUCGCCGUCGUUCCGGCUCUUGGCUACUGCUACGAUGACGGCAGUCGCCGCCGGCUUUGGUGGAGGUGGUGGAGACGGCGGGAGGUGGAGGACUCGCUGGAGGUCUCGGAAGCCGCCGCCACCCACGCGCCUGCGCCCGGUAGGAAGCUCCUCUUGGUUUACGAGCUGAUGCACAACGGGAGCCUCCAGGAUGCGCUAUUAGACCGUCGGUCCCCGGAGCUGCUGGACUGGGCGCGGAGGUUCGCCUUGGUGAUCGACGUCGCCUGUGGCCUCAACUUCCUCCACGCCGUCUGCGAUCCGCCCGUGAUACACGGUGACAUCAAGCCCAGCAACAUCCUCCUCGACGCUCACCUCUCGGCCAAGAUCUCCGACUUCGGCCUCGCCCGUCUUGUAUCCAACGUUCCCGUGGACCAUCUCCCUGCCGAGGCGGAGGUGGUCGUCGAUAUCGAUCUCGACAAGUGCGUGGUGAACGGUUCCAAGAAGUCAAGAAAUGAGAGGAUGAAAGAUUCGGUGGUCGGAGACGGAGAGGACGAUGCCUCGGCCGUGGCCAUGGAAGAGAUGCCAGAGAGCAUGGCACCAACUACGAUUCUGUUCGAAGAAGCGAUGAACGGGGGAGCUACCGGCAUCGCUGCCACCGACAGGUCAGCGGAAGAAGAUGAGGGAGGCACGGUGGCGUCACCAGUGACCGUCUUGGAAGUGGCCUCCGCUUCGGAGGCUGGAGCAGGCGUCGAUGGAGCGAGCGUCGACAGCGGGAAGGACGCAUCGCUGUCCGGUCGACGAAGGGGGGGCGGGAAGGACAAGGCCGAGCCCUCGUCCGGCAAAAGCUGGUGGUGGAGGCAGGACAUCAGCGGCGAGGGACCGAACUCGGAGACGGGGGGCAGCGUCAAGGACUACGUUAUGGAAUGGAUUCGAUCAGAGGUCAAGAAAGAUAGGCCCAGGAGCGAUUGGAUGACCGCCUCUCCGGGCACCGCUGCCGAGGAAUGCUUGCCGAAACCCUCGAACGGUGGGAGACCACAGCCAAAGAAGACCCAUCCCAAGACAGAGUGGCGGGCUUCGUUGGACGAGGAGAGCCUGCAGAAGAAAGAGAAGAGCCGGCCCGCCAGGGAAUGGUGGCGGGAGGAGUUCUGCGAGGAGCUGACGCAGAAACAUAAGUGGCGGGCAAUGGCCAAGUCCCAGAGCAGCGACGGUGGACGUGGAGAGCAAAAAUGGUGGCAGGACGAUGAGGACUACUCCGACUUUGCUUCACCUUCGGAGAAGAAGAAGAGGUGGAAGAAGAAAAAGAACUCCAGCCGCGGCAGCCGUAGCAGCAUGGAUUGGUGGAUAGAUCGUAUUACCGGAGAGAUCAGAACUGGUGGAAGGAGAAGCAGCCUGGAGUGGGCUAGUGGGGAUAUCCCAAGAAGUGGAACGGUGAGUAGCACACCAAGCAUGAGGGGCACUGUUUGCUAUGUGGCUCCUGAGUAUGGCAGCGGUGGGCUGCUCUCGGAGAAGUGUGACAUUUAUAGCUUUGGUGUUCUUCUGUUGGUCAUCAUCUCAGGGAGGAGACCGCUGCAAGUGACGGCCUCUCCCAUGUCGGAGUUUGAGCGAGCAAACCUCAUCUCAUGGGCACGGCAUGCUGCCCAUUCAGGGAAGCUACUGGAUCUUGUUGACCCCUGCCUCCAGUGUGUUGACAAAGACCAGGCCCUUCUCUGCAUCAGAGUUGCGCUUCUGUGUCUGCAGUGGUCUCCGGCCCGCCGCCCGUCUAGUAAGGAAAUAUUAAGCAUGCUCACUGGGGAGUCGAAGCCUCCGCACCUCCCGCCUGAGUUCUCACCAUCACCACCAGGUGGAUUCUCAUUCAGGUCACGGAAAAAGGCUCGGUAAGUUGAAUCUGACCUUCCUUCGCAUCACGGUUGGUUAGUUUACUAUUGAUCGUUCAUCAGUUUAAAUUCUUGUUUCCACAUUGUUGGAUGUAGAGUAGUUUGGAGAUAAGGUUAUGAUCCAAUUGCUAAAAGAUUGAUUCACAAAAUUGAAAUUUUGAGUCAAGGGAGAUUGCAAU
Musa acuminata subsp. malaccensis (wild Malaysian banana) is the source of this 2680-nucleotide messenger RNA. RefSeq names its product receptor-like serine/threonine-protein kinase At2g45590. Gene Ontology annotation, biological process: protein phosphorylation. The record is from RefSeq and is a predicted model, not a curated record. Lineage: Eukaryota; Viridiplantae; Streptophyta; Magnoliopsida; Zingiberales; Musaceae. Gene Ontology annotation, molecular function: ATP binding; protein kinase activity.